Eruca vesicaria subsp. sativa (arugula) is the source of this 955-nucleotide messenger RNA. The record is from the annotation of a GenBank genome assembly. NCBI's taxonomy places the organism in Eukaryota, Viridiplantae, Streptophyta, Magnoliopsida, Brassicales, Brassicaceae.
AUGGGAGAAGUGGUUAUAAUCAUUGAUGAGACAAAGAGUUCGAAACUGAGAAUAUCGCGUUGCAGAAUUUGUCAUGAAGAAGAAGCAGAAAGUUUCUUCGAAGUUCCUUGUGCUUGCUCUGGAACCGUUAAGUUCGCACAUAGAGAUUGCAUACAACGUUGGUGUAAUGAGAAAGGAAACACCACUUGUGAAAUUUGUCUUCAGGUGUACAGACAUGGUUAUACAGCAAUUCCGAAACCAUCCAAAAUGAUCGAAGAAGAAGAAGUCACGAUCAGAGAAGGUGGAGGAAGACGAAGAAGAAGAUUAGUGUCUAUAACUGAAUCAGACUUUACUCAGACUAACUCUGUUGCUACUUUCUUCAGAUCAUUAACUUUCACUGUAAGUUACCUCUCUUUUUCUGUUUUCUUUCUAAAUCAUUUAGUUUUGAAAGUGUUUUUAGUUUUUUACCAGAAUUUUUGGGUAGAAAGAAAGUGAAUAUAAUGUGAUAAGAGAGAAAACUCAAUAUAUCAAUAUAUAAAUUAGUUAAAACAAAUGAUGAGGAGGGUUAAAGUCCUUAUUAGUUUAGGGAUCUCUCUGGAAUAGAUAUGGCAACCACUACUACUUACUAUAUCCAUAGCUUUUUGGCCAAAUCUAUUUCUUAGCUAUGUGGCAAAGCCUAUAAAUGUGUUGUUCUUGUUGUUAUAAUGUUUCUUUCCACCAAGAAUAAGAAAAGAAAAAAUUGAAAUCAAAAGUAAAAUGUUACCGUUAUAAAAUUUGUCACCAUUUACCUGACGUAUUAUGUCAUCCCGCCCCCUAAUUUUAUAUGAAAAAAAGUUUGGUCAAGGGCUUUUUGGAGUUUGUUGCAGAAUUGGAGGUUAGAAAAAUUAUAUUUAAUGGUAGGAAUGUUGUAGCAAAAAGAAAAGCAUGUAAGGUUGGGUAAGUUUGGUGGUUGGCCAAGAACUUUGAGUUUUUAGAC